Anolis sagrei ordinatus is the source of this 2783-nucleotide messenger RNA. Its product is annotated as vertebrate ancient opsin-like. Gene Ontology annotation, molecular function: G protein-coupled photoreceptor activity. Gene Ontology annotation, cellular component: photoreceptor outer segment; plasma membrane. NCBI's taxonomy places the organism in Eukaryota, Metazoa, Chordata, Lepidosauria, Squamata, Anolidae. Gene Ontology annotation, biological process: cellular response to light stimulus; G protein-coupled receptor signaling pathway; phototransduction. The record is from RefSeq and is a predicted model, not a curated record.
UGCAAAGUCCUUCAAUACUACAUGGUUCCUCCGUUUGGUCCUCACAUGUAGUCUUCUGAUGAAUAUCAUGAGGCAUGUGUCUAUUGAUGGGUUAAGUCUGUGUGACUAGAUUGAUAAGUUGACAGGAUGCUGGAGAGCAGUGGGUGUUGACUGGAGAAGGUGUGAGGAGGUGCUCCAGUGAAGAAGUAUCUCAGCUGUGACCAGGCAUUGAGGUGAAAAGAAGUGAAACACACAUACAAGCACUAAGUACCUGUGCCAGCACAAGCCAGGCAUUCGAAGGAGAUCAGGAAGGAGGCUUACGGAAAUGACCGUGCCUAGUAUCAGCCCCAGUUGCAGUGGUGUCGCGAACGGUGUCUGGUGCAGCAACGGAGGCAGCAGUAGCAACAGCAAUCACCGACAUGGGCAAGAGCAGAGCCUGAGUCCCACAGGCCACCUCAUCACAGCCAUCUGCCUCGGUGUUAUUGGGAGUCUGGGUUUCCUGAACAACCUCCUGGUUCUGGUCCUUUUCUGCCGGAAUAAAGUUCUCCGGUCUCCAAUCAACCUGCUGCUGAUGAACAUUUCACUGAGCGACCUGAUGGUAUGCAUUGUGGGCACCCCUUUCAGCUUUGCUGCCAGCACUCAGGGCAAGUGGCUCAUUGGGCCAGCAGGCUGUGUCUGGUACGGCUUUGCCAACACCUUCUUUGGUACCGUCUCACUUAUAUCUCUGGCUGUGCUUUCAUAUGAACGAUACUGCACAAUGAUGGGAACAACAGAAGCAGAUGCCACAAAUUACAAGAAAGUAUGGAUGGGCAUCUUCUUGUCAUGGAUAUAUUCUUUAUUUUGGUCACUACCACCACUUUUUGGAUGGAGUAGCUAUGGACCUGAAGGACCAGGCACCACAUGUUCUGUGAACUGGCAUUCAAGGGAUGCUAACAACACAUCUUACAUCAUUUGCCUUUUCAUCUUUUGCCUUGUCAUUCCCUUUAUCAUUAUUGUUUAUUGCUAUGGGAAGCUGCUGUGUGCCAUCAAGCAGGUGAGUGGAGUAACCCAAGGAAUGGCACAAACACGAGAGCAACGAGUCCUGAUCAUGGUGGUUGUGAUGAUCAUUUGCUUUCUGCUUUGCUGGCUACCUUAUGGGAUUGUGGCUCUGAUUGCAACAUUUGGAAAACCCGGCUUAGUUACUCCCUCUGCCAGUAUCAUUCCUUCAGUCCUUGCAAAGAGCAGCACCGUCUACAACCCAGUCAUCUACAUCUUUUUGAACAAACAGUUUUACAGGUGCUUUUGUGCUCUUCUAAAAUGUGGCAAGAAAUCCAUCGCUUCCAGCAACAAAUGUUCUUCAAGGUCGACUCGAGUGUGUCGCAGCAUCCGGAAACAGGACAACUUCACAUUUGUUGCUGCUUCAGCAGGACAGCCUUCCUCAGACCACCAGAAUGCAAUUGUUAGCCUCCAGAAUCCAGAGCCCCCCACGGACAUAAGCCCCAAGGCAAAACAAAGAGUUUUGCUCGUAGCUCAUUACAGCGUUUGAGCAGAACAAAAACUUUCUUUGCUUUUUUUUUUGAACUGAGGAGGAGGCAGAGAUGAACAAGAAGGGAACACUGCAUUUUGUGAAUUCCUAACUUUUCAAUGAAUAAGUAAUGCAAACAGGUGUUGUCUGGAGUACAGAUAAUCUGCUGUGUAAAGUACUGUGACCCUGAAAAAGCUACAAUAGGAUCUUUGCUAAAGAUUGCUUGUGUGUCCAGCAGGUCUUUCCAAAUGUCCUUUGAAAAACUUUUCAAAGCGUAAGUGUUAAAGAUGUUAGUAGCAUUUGAAACGGAGCAUGAGUAGCCAGCUUCUAGGAUAUUAAAUGGUCAGGACUUGAUCUGGAUUAGUGCUACUUCUGGGAUGCUUCCCACCUGACUGAAUAAAGAAUAAUUGCUAGAGGGCUGCAGGGACUCUGGAAUGUACCCAGCUUGCCAUUAUUUCUGGACUUGUAGCAGGGGUACUCUGGCCAAAAUGCCUGGUCAAUACUGAAGUAGAUAAAUUGGCUAUCUGAUAUCAUUCUUCUACAAAACUAGCAAAUUCUAAUUGAUUAAUUAAGAGUUCUUAUUUGAUAAGGAGAGAAAUUAAUUCUUUAUAACUUAUUCUAUUCUAGGUAACAGUUACCUUCCAGCAUGAACUAUCAACAGUUGUCCAGAACACCCAAUAAUUUUCAAUUUGUAUGGAUAGAUUUGUAAUUAUAUUUUGACUGAAACCUAUACUAGACUUUUGACACUGUUAUACACAGUACUGAAUAUUUUAUGGCGAAUUCAUAUCUAAGCUCAACAUAUUGCCUUUUUAAAGAAAGCAGUGGGCUACUGCAAAAUAAAACAAACUCUGCUGGAAAGAAAAUGGGUUGGGAAAUUUGUGCAACUUUAAUUUAAAAGGGUAAUUAUAGAGACAUUAUAAACAAAUGUUAAAGAAUAAAGAUUUACUAGAAACAUUUCUUUUGCACUAGACAUAAAUAAACAAAUGUUAUAUUUAAGAAACACCAUUUUAUGUGCCAUUAUAAAUACAUGCUCUCUCACGUACACCAUUACAAAGAUUUAGACACUUUUCUUGCAAUCUGAAUAUUCUUGCAUUUAUGGAUAUGCAGUGGAAUCAAACCAGGCUGUGGGCAAUUUAUUGUAAUUCAGUUGAAAUGCAAUCAGAAUGCAGUUAACCCUGAAUUGACCAAUGUUGGCUAUGUUCAUCUGUAUCUGCUUCUUCAAAUAGAAGACAUGGACAUUGUUUGGCAUAUCCAGCAUGCAUAUUGCUUAAUAUGGAAAUUUGAACUAAAUAUAUAUAUA